Arvicola amphibius (Eurasian water vole) is the source of this 942-nucleotide messenger RNA. Its product is annotated as olfactory receptor 5B3-like. The record is from RefSeq and is a predicted model, not a curated record. The coding region runs from base 4 to 942 and encodes 312 amino acids. NCBI's taxonomy places the organism in Eukaryota, Metazoa, Chordata, Mammalia, Rodentia, Cricetidae. Gene Ontology annotation, cellular component: membrane. Gene Ontology annotation, biological process: G protein-coupled receptor signaling pathway; sensory perception of smell. The transcript has a single exon. Gene Ontology annotation, molecular function: G protein-coupled receptor activity; odorant binding; olfactory receptor activity.
CUGAUGGAGAACAAGACAGAGGUUACAGAGUUCAUCCUUCUAGGACUAACCAAUGCACCAGAAUUGCAGGCUCCUCUCUUUAUCGUGUUCACUCUCAUCUACUUCAUUAACAUGGUUGGAAACUUAGGGAUGAUUGUGUUGAUUCUCUGGGACUCUCGACUCCACACUCCCAUGUAUAUUUUUCUUGGUAACUUGUCUCUGGUGGACAUCUUUUACUCCUCAGCAGUCACUCCAACAGUUGUUGCUGGACUUUUUGUAGGAAACCAAGUCAUUUCCUACAGUACUUGUGCUGCUCAGAUGUUCUUAUUUGUAGUCUUUGCUACAGCAGAGAAUUUUCUCUUGGCUGCAAUGGCCUUUGAUCGCUAUGCCGCAGUGUGCAAACCCCUGCACUACACCACCACAAUGACUCCAACUGUGUGUGCAUGUCUGACUGUAGCCUGCUACGCUGGUGGUUUCCUGAAUUCCUCCAUCCACACUGGGGACACGUUUAGGCUCUACUUCUGUAAGUCCAAUGUGGUCCAUCACUUUUUCUGUGAUGUUCCAGCAGUCAUGGUUCUCUCUUGCUCUGAUAGAAAGAUCAGUGAGAUGGUUCUUCUUUAUGGGGCAAGUUUUGUUAUCUGUUCUGCACUUGUUGUUAUUUUGAUAUCCUACACAUUCAUCUUUAUCACCAUCUUCAAGAUGCGCUCAGCUGCAGGAUACCAAAAAGCUAUGUCCACCUGUGUUUCUCAUUUUAUUGCUGUCUCCAUUUUCUAUGGGACACUUAUUUUCAUGUACUUACAGCCCAGCUCCAGCCACUCCAUGGACACUGACAAGAUUGUGUCUGUGUUCUACACCAUGGUCAUCCCCAUGCUAAACCCUGUAGUCUACAGCCUGAGGAACAAAGAGGUGAAAAAUGCAUUCAAGAAAGUUGUAGAGAAGACAAAAUAUUCUCUAGGCUUUUGA